This is a messenger RNA of Teleopsis dalmanni, 345 nucleotides long. RefSeq names its product NEDD8. NCBI's taxonomy places the organism in Eukaryota, Metazoa, Arthropoda, Insecta, Diptera, Diopsidae. Gene Ontology annotation, biological process: regulation of proteolysis; protein neddylation; modification-dependent protein catabolic process. Gene Ontology annotation, cellular component: nucleus; cytoplasm. Gene Ontology annotation, molecular function: protein tag activity; ubiquitin protein ligase binding. The transcript has 3 exons. The record is from RefSeq and is a predicted model, not a curated record. Bases 25 to 273 code for a protein of 82 amino acids.
AAUUAAUAAAAUUUAAUAAUUAAGAUGCUGAUUAAAGUAAAGACGCUUACCGGCAAAGAAAUUGAAAUCGAUAUCGAGCCCACAGAUAAAGUUGACCGAAUUAAAGAGCGUGUAGAAGAAAAAGAAGGUAUACCACCUCAGCAGCAGCGUUUAAUAUUCUCCGGGAAGCAAAUGAAUGAUGAUAAAACUGCUGCGGAUUAUAAAGUUCAAGGGGGUUCUGUUCUGCAUUUAGUACUGGCGUUGCGUGGUGGACUUAUAGAACUGCAGAUUUAAUAGCAACUAAAUAUUAAGAAUUAUGAAGAUAGCUUCUAAGUUACGAAACAAUAAAUUAUUUUUAAUAACUAA